UCUAGGCCUGAGCAUGCAAAACAUGCUGCUGGCGCCGCAGAGAGGGUCCGCCUCAAAGAAGAAGAUGGAGCUGAGUCGCUGGAAACGGUUAACAAGGAAGCUGAAUCUCAAGUCUUCAUUUGAGCCUGAUAAUAUGGGGCACUGGAUUAAGAGAGUGGAGAAAGCUUCAGAAUUUGGCAUUUCGAAUACCUGUUCUACCAGAAAUGCUGAUUUGCCUGGAAGGUUUUGGCGGCAAGCAGUAGAUCUGGCAGCUUGUGAGCAAGCAGAGUAUCAUGAUGACGUCUAUGAAGAAGCUCAGGAGCUAGUCAAUGACUGGCUGGACAACAAACUUAAACAAGAAUUAGCAAGUGAUGGAGAAGGGGAAAGCACUGUGCUGGGCAGCCCCCCUGUGCCAGACGCCCAUGGCCAUUUGAAGUAUGACAAGUUUGAUGAUUUAUGUGGCUAUUUGGAGGAAGAGGAGGAAAGUGCCACUGUUCAGAAAUUUAUAGAGCAUCUGCUCCAUAAAGAAGUGGUGGCUUCUGAGAUGGUGGAAGAGCUUGGAAUAGAGGAGAACCAAGGCAAGAGGCGGCAGAAGGAUCCUCGUCUUACCAUGGAGAUGAGACAUAAGCAGGUUAAGGAGAAUCGCCUAAGACGUGAGAAACAAUUGGAGUCCCAGAGAAUGGCAGACGCCCUGAAAAAAGCAGCCUUCUUGGAGGCGCAGAGUCUAGUGCAGGAAGAGAAGAGAAGGAAGGCUCUGCUGGCCAAGAAAGAGAAAGAGGACAUUCAGAGAGAGAUGGUAAAGCUGCGGAGGGAGAUCCUUGAAAGAAGGCACACGGUGGAAGAAGCAUGGAAAACGUGGCGCUGUGUCUUUUCCGCACUGGCUGUGGUCCAGCUUCCUGGUCUUUUUCAGCUGGUUAGUCUGAUGAGGAUUGGUGUGAAAGAGGAGGGGGUAGGAGUUGCUGCUCAGGGAGCAGGAUCACUGGUCCAGGCCAUCAAAAUCCUAGAACAGAGAAUGGACUUCAGUUGUCAAAAACGGUAUUUCUCUGCCUGGCACAAGCUGAUUCUGGAUCAUAGGAUUAAGCUUGGGAAAGCGGGGACUCUGUCUGACUGGAAGCUUCAACUGAAGGUCCUGAGAGCCUGGAGAGACCAUACACGAUCCCGGAAGUUGGAACGGGAGACCAAAGCCUUGGAAAAUGACCUUAGGGAAGAAAACAGAAAACAACAGCUGGCUACUGAGUUUAACCGGAAACACGUUCUUCGAUACUGCUUUGGUGAAUGGCAGCGUUGGCAUGGUUCGGAAGUUAUCAAGAGGGAGCUGGCUCUCGCGAAGGAGCAAACUAGGAAGAAAAUGGAUGAGCUGCUGAAGGCAGCCUCCCUCGGCAAGCUCAGUUCUAAGGGGUCAACAGGUAUCGGUCUUGUUGCUGAGGCAGCAGCUGUGGUGGACCCACCGGUAGGAAGUGGAGAGGUCACUAUCGUGUCCCCUUUGUGGGAAAGGCCACUUGUGGAGAGCAGUGGUUGUACACUCAGCCAUUUCCCAGAAAGAACAACCGAGGGUAAUUUUCAGGGUCCUCUCCGAGAUGUCUCUGGGAGCACACCUGGCACAGAGCAGUGCAAGACUGCAGCAGCUGAGACCUCUGACCAGCCUGGUAGCUGUGAAAGGCCUGGGACCAGGAGCCAGGAUGCAGAAGCUGCUUGCGUGGGGCAUUUCCACCGUCGCCAUGUGUACCAGCAACAGCUGAUUGAGAAGCAAAAGAAGAAACUUGAGGAACAGCAGAAAACCAUUCAGAAGCUGAAGGAAAACCAGCGGUUGGCUGAGGCCCGGUGGGCAGCUGAGCGAGCCCCAGCAGUCACAGAAGGACAGAACUGCCUUCAAUCAAACCCCAGAGGAGCAAAGGACCUGCAGGGCACCUGCCAGAGGCUUCUGAAGUAUGAAGAUAGUAGAACUGAUGGCAGGAAGCCCCUUUCUGCAUCCAGAAGGACCCUGAAGCAGCCUACAGCACCCCAUCCCUUACUGAAAGCCAUGGAAGAGAGAGCAAUUCAACGAGCUGAACGUAGGCAGAUCUUGGCAGAAAGGAAGAAAAAACAAGAAGAAGACAAAUUGGCUCAGUUAAAGGCCCAAGAGGAAGAACGCCAAAAGAAGGAUGCAGAAGAAAAAGAAGCCCAGCUGGAGAGAAAACGAGAGGAAAAGAGGCUGAAGAAGAUGAAAGAACUAGAGAAACAGAAGAGAAUUAAAAGAAAUCAAGAGUUGGAAGCAGUAGCCAAAGGUCAUUAUGAGAGGGUCUUGCUAAGGAAAAAAGGCCUGGAGCCCUGGAAGAGACUUCGAAUGCAAAGCAAGCACAACGUUGAGGUAGCAGAAAAGUAUUGCUCUUUGGCUUUACAAAGAAAAUGUCUGCUCAACUGGCUCCAGUAUAGUCAGGAAAGUUUGGCUACAAAGACAACCAAGGCUGAUCAAUUUUACUCCAAACUAUUGUAUAGGAGAAGCAUCCGGAGCUGGUUCCAGUAUGUCAGUGCUCUAGAGAAAGAAGUCCAGAGACUCUGCGCCUACUUACUGCAGAAGAAGAUUUUCAAGGCCUGGCUUACCACUGUCAGGGAGCUGAAAAUGGAUUCCCAGAGAAAGCUUAAGGUUGCCGCAGAACACUGUGACAGGAAGAUUCUCAUGGUCACACUGGAGAUGUGGAAGGCAUUUGUAAAACUUACCAAAGAAGAAAGAGUGAAGGAAGAACGGCGAGACCAGCUCCGCCGGAAGGUCUCCGAAAUCCUUCCAGACUUCCAGAUGCUGGGGCCACCGUGAUGACUGCAUACCAGUAGCUACCCGCUUGCCCGCCAAGGGAAGUCUUUGGUGCCUGGACAUGUGCAGGCUGUCUCCACCCACACACCAGCUGAGCCUGGCCGACUUUCGGGAUGUGUCAUAACCAGGGGAAGUGUCUUGGGAUUUGUUCUUCCAUCUUGAUCUCUCCUGGAUUGCUAGGCAUCUGUUGUAAUGUCUGUCACAGUGGGUCAUCCUAAGGAGCAGGCUAGGCACCACUGUUGAGUGUAUUUUAUAUAUUCUUAGUGUAAUAAACUCGGGAAAGAUGAGUGUGCCUGCCUGGACUUCCGGAGAGGGUGUCCUGAUUGCUCACUGUGAGC
Molecule: messenger RNA, 3105 nt
Organism: Mus pahari (shrew mouse)
Lineage: Eukaryota; Metazoa; Chordata; Mammalia; Rodentia; Muridae
Gene: Ccdc191
Product: coiled-coil domain containing 191
Exons: 17
Coding region: 14-2770 (918 amino acids)
Molecular function (GO): phosphatase binding
Source: RefSeq, a predicted model, not a curated record